AUGUCUCUCACCAAUGCCACACCGCUCGAGAUCGCUCAGUCGGCAAGAGUCGGCUCGCGGAAACUUGCCGUCCUGUCUACGGAAGAGCGCAAUGCCGCCCUGACUGCGAUUCACGAUGCGCUCGCAAACGGAAAAGAGAAGGUGUUGGCAGCCAAUGCCAAGGACUUGGAGGCUGCAAACCAGGCUGCGGCUGGGGGGACAUUGAGUGCAAGUCUGGUGAAGAGACUGGAUUUGGGGAAGCCGGGAAAGUAUGAGGAUAUGCUCCAAGGUAUUCUGGACGUGAGGGAACUAGAUGAUCCAAUCAACAAGACCACUGCAAAAACACUCCUGGACGACAACCUCACCCUCUCCCGCAUCACCUGUCCCAUCGGCGUGCUCCUUAUCAUCUUCGAAGCCCGCCCAGAAGUAAUCGCCAACAUCUCCGCCCUAGCCCUCAAAUCCGGAAACGCCGCGAUCCUGAAAGGCGGACGAGAAUCCAGCAACAGCUUCGCCGCCAUCGCCUCCAUCAUCUCUGACGCCCUCUCCUCAACAUCCGUCCCUCCAGCAUGUCUCCAACUAGUCCAAACCCACGACGUGAUUGCCGACCUCCUGAAGCAGGACACCUACAUUGACCUGUGUAUCCCCCGAGGAGGCAACAAGCUCGUACGCUACGUCAAAGACUCAACCGCCAUCCCCGUCCUCGGUCACGCCGACGGAAUCUGCUCCAUCUACCUACGCGGCGACUACCCCGCCGACAAAGCCGCCAAAAUCAUCCUCGACGCAAAGGCUUCCUACCCAGCUGGCUGCAACGCAGCAGAGCAGCUCCUCGUCGACGAAUCCGCGCUGCGCACCACCCUCCCCGCCGUCGCCGAAGCCCUCCUCCAAAAAGGCGUAUCACUGCGCUGCGACCCGGCCUCCCUCGCCGCCCUGCGCGAAAAACUAUCCCCCCACUCUGCUACCAUCCUGCAGGAAGCCGGGCCCGAGGACUUCGACACCGAGUUCCUCGACUACAUCAUGGCUGUGAAAACUGUCAAUACCCUCGACGACGCAGUGAGCCAUAUCAACACCCACGGUAGCCACCACACAGAUGCUAUCCUCACGCUUGACGAGUCCACCGCUCGCGCUUUCCUCGCUGCUGUCGAUUCCUCCUCCGUCUACUGGAAUACGUCGACGCGCAUGGCGGACGGCCAGCGCUAUGGGUUCGGUACUGAGGUGGGCAUCUCAACGAACAAGAUUCACUCGCGAGGCCCUGUGGGCUUGGAAGGGCUGUGUAUCUACAAGUGGGUGCUCAUUGGAGAUGCGCAGGUUAGUGCUGAGUACGGCGCGGGGGGCAAGCAGUGGAAGCAUCAAAAGCUAGCUGUAGGUGACGACGAGGGAGUAGCGCGGAACGAAGAGGAGCGGGAAGUACUGAGGAGAUUUAGGGCUGGGAAGUAA
Dothidotthia symphoricarpi CBS 119687 is the source of this 1413-nucleotide messenger RNA. RefSeq names its product gamma-glutamyl phosphate reductase GPR. The transcript has 2 exons. Lineage: Eukaryota; Fungi; Ascomycota; Dothideomycetes; Pleosporales; Dothidotthiaceae. Gene Ontology annotation, molecular function: NADP binding; glutamate-5-semialdehyde dehydrogenase (NADP+) activity. The coding region runs from base 1 to 1413 and encodes 470 amino acids. The record is from RefSeq and is a predicted model, not a curated record.